AGCUGGAAAUGAAUGUGAUGUCUGAGAGUAAAGGUAACAAAUCUCAGCGCCUAAGUGGAAGAUGGUGCAUUUCAUGGCAGACUGAAAAAUGAGGACCUUUGAGACCUGGUGGUUUUCAGCAUGAGUCCUAGGAUCACGAAGAAUAAACUUUUUGGAUGUUGUGCGAUCAGUUGUCAGACAGGGAAUUGCAGCAAAAAACAGGAGAUGACAAACACUGUCUUAAUGGAGGUCACAGCAUUUGUAACUGUCCAAAAUACAGUUGAUACCAAGUUAUGGUGUUUUUGGAAGUACUUAAAAACAGACUCAUGAAAGAAGAGGGGGAAAGAAAGGAGCUCCCAGAAGCAAAGCUGAAAAAUGCCGCACUGAGAAGAUAAAAGUAGGCCUGAACACUGCCAUCCUGGCUAUUAUUUUUUCCCCUUUACCUGGAGAUACUCAGUUAUUUUCCUCGUCUUACCGAUUUUGCAUACAUUGUUUAGGUCCCAAGUCUGUUUUGAACUGCUUGACUGCCUGCACAUGCACAGACUUUCAGCAUAUCCCGAAGAUGGUCCACUACUGUCAGCUAUGGAGAGAAUUCUUCCUGGAAACAUUUGCAUUGCUGGAAGGCAAAAGCUUGUUGGAAAAGCAAUUGGCACCUGUAGCAGUAGUAGUGAUGUUGCAGGAGGUGCCAACUUUAUAUGGCUCAUAUCUGACAACAUGCACCACCAGUGGCUGCUGCUAGCUGCAUGCUUUUGGGUGAUAUUCAUGUUCAUGGUUGCUAGCAAGUUUAUCACAUUGACUUUUAAAGACCCCGAUGGCUAUGGUGCCAAGCAAGAGCCAUUGAUACUGACAGCUGUGACAAAAGUAGAGGAGGUACAUGUGCCAGAGGAAAAACAUUGGCCUGAAGAAUUCCAGCCAACUGGAAAAGCUUUUUCAGGAAAUCUGAUCCACCAACCCCUGGUUCAUAUGGAAAGACUUGAGCUUCUCAGGAAUGUCUGCAGAGACACUGCAUUGAGAGAUCUCUCUCAUACCGCAGUUUCCAAAUUCGUCUUGGACCGAAUAUUUGUGUGUGACAAGCACAAGAUCCUGUUUUGUCAGACGCCAAAAGUGGGCAACACUCAGUGGAAAAAAGUCUUGAUCGUUUUAAAUGGAGCAUUUUCUUCCAUAGAAGACAUCCCAGAAAACAUUGUACAUGAUCAUGAAAAGAAUGGCCUUCCACGCUUGUCCUCUUUCAGUGACUCUGAAAUUAAGAAACGACUGAAUUUAUACUUCAAGUUUUUUAUUGUUAGAGAUCCAUUUGAAAGACUUAUUUCUGCAUUUAAAGACAAGUUUGUGCACAAUCCUCGUUUUGAACCUUGGUACCGGCAUGAAAUUGCUCCCGGCAUCAUUCGUAAAUACAGAAAGAAUCGCACAGAGACCAAAGGGCUGCAGUUUGAGGAUUUUGUGCGCUACCUGGGGGACCCUAAUCACCGAUGGCUGGAUGUUCAGUUUGGUGACCACAUCAUUCACUGGGUAACAUAUGUGGAACUUUGUGCUCCCUGUGAAAUCACAUACAGUGUGAUUGGACACCACGAAACCCUGGAGGAUGAUGCUCCGUAUAUCUUGAAAGCAGCUGGCAUAGACCACUUGGUAUCAUACCCCACAAUCCCACCGGGCAUAACAGUGUACAACAGAACAAAAGUAGAGCGCUAUUUUUCAGGAAUUAGCAAGAGAGACAUAAGACGCCUCUAUGCACGAUUUGAAGGCGAUUUUAAACUCUUUGGUUAUCGUGAGCCUGAUUUCUUGCUUAACUGACUCCUGGGAUAAGAUCUGAAAGUGUCCCAUGUAUUAAUUUAAACCUGUGUGAAUACCAGCUGCAACACUGGUAGAGCUGAGAAUGACCAUUUGUUUUCUAGCUUUUUUUGAUGUUGCUCCACUUUCCAGUGAAAUAUUUGUCAUAUGAACAAGUAGGGGCUUAUAGUUGUUGUUUCCUGACCAUGUUUUCAGUACAUGACAUUGCAAUCUGUUAGGAAUUAUGUCUCUGUUAUCUAAAAUACAGAAUUUGACUUCUCCCCUCUUCCCUCCAGGAAGAAAGAGGGAGAACAAAUGGGCUAUGAUCUUCCUCUCCUCCCAGACAGAAUGCCAUUUUUGAAAUGUUGUGAAGUAUUUAUAAAGAUGGCAAUUUCACUGUAGGUUAACCCUGACAUGUGGAUAAACAUAAUGAUUCCUGCUCAUGAGAGUCCUGUAGUCUCCCAUGAGCUUUGUAAAUGAGAGGCCAGUACAAGACUAGAAAUUAAUUAAAUGCUUGACAAAUAUAACCAUCUAGGUACUGUCAUGUGACUGCUACAAUAACCCUGAUCUAAUCUCAUUCUUGUUUGUCAAAAAAUGAACCUAAUUAGACAGAAGCUUUUAGAGAUGUAAGAAAAUGAACUGGCUCCACACCCCAGUUGUCUCUGUACUUUUGUCAAGUGUUUGCUGUAUUUACUACUGAUGUAUUGAGCCUCAUAAUUCUACUUUUGGUUUUUAAGAGAUUAUUUAACUCCUGGCUAUGUAAGUUAUGUGAGAACACCAGCUGCAAGUGGAGCAUAGAAGAAAUAUGAAACUGCUAAGGAAACUGUUAAGGAAAAUUAAUUUAAAGUAUCAGUUGUAUUUGUGGGAGCACAUACAAUAAUCACAAGAUGCUCUCACACAGUUUAACUUGUCUUCUAACAGUUAAGAUUAAUAAAGAAGUUACAAAAGCAAGAUGUUAUAUUAAAGAGCUGCUUACUUGGAUUAACAAUCCACCUUUUUAUAUCCAGCCUUUCUCAGUUUAGUAUCUUGGAGAACAGAAAGUUUAUCCCGCUCUGAAAAUUCAUCUCCCUACUGCUAAAGGAGAGAAGGAGUCAAGAUGAAUCCCUGAUUUUUCCAGUGAUUCACUGCCAUGGUGUCCCAAGUCAGAAAUGACUGGUAUUUAUGGUAUUGACAUGGUAAAUUGGCUAUUUACCAAAGUUUAAAUGCUAUCUAAACUUGGGUAUCCAUUUUAUGCAUUAAAAAAAAAAUAACUGAAUUGAGUGGAUGCAGCCAUCAUACUUACUUGUGCUUGUAUUGUGUUUUAUAAAGAACAGUCUCUUGUCUGAGUUCACCAGCAAUAAAAACCAUUGUGCUGCCA
Cyanistes caeruleus (blue tit) is the source of this 3103-nucleotide messenger RNA. NCBI's taxonomy places the organism in Eukaryota, Metazoa, Chordata, Aves, Passeriformes, Paridae. The record is from RefSeq and is a predicted model, not a curated record.